Messenger RNA from Amoebophrya sp. A120, 1109 nucleotides. NCBI's taxonomy places the organism in Eukaryota, Dinophyceae, Syndiniales, Amoebophryaceae. The record is from the annotation of a GenBank genome assembly.
CAGCGAAACCAAUACCAAGACGCCUCCAACUACAACUCUUCAAACGGGAACGGCAUGCACGUCUCCCACGGCAGCAAGAUGAAAAGGAAAACCGCUUGUAGUACACCUUUGGCCGACGUGGUCUCGCACUUCUUGCCGACAGCCUCCUGCUUGGUGUUUUCGUUUUCCUCCCUGGGACGAUUGAGGUUCUUGUCGCUGCUCUCUACUACCGCAAUUCUCCUCACCUGCUUCAUGAGAACAACCGACGCGACCCGAGUCGACUUCCAGAAACUCAGUGGCGAAACGAUUUUAAGUAUCGACUCCACGAGCGCGGACUUUCCCUGGAACAAAGACUUGCAAACACUGGAAGACGUCGUGAAGCAAGCGAAUCCAUCACUAUUCCACUCCGAGCACCAGAAACCAGAGUUUUUCUACAAGAAUCAGAAAUUGAACAAGAGUCUCAUCACGGUUGGUGAAUUCGUUUCGUUUGUGGAGCAGGAAGAAGAUGAAAACCGAGAGAAGAGGGACCACGACUACACCGGGAAAGUAGACAAGCACCACAGAGACAGUACUAUCACCGCCGUCAUUGCCGUGUACAAGCAACUCCGCACUUUCGCCGACUUUCUCAUGUUAGUGGAACAGGACCCGGAAAAAGAGCUGUUCGCCAAUGUCACGAGGGAUCUGAUGCGAUUGCCGUUUGAGCAACUUGGCAUGGAAAAUGAUGAUGCAGAUGAUGAUGAAGAAGUCUUCACUCUGACGCCAAGAAAAAACGCCCCCAUGUUUCUCCAGCGGGUGUGGCAGUUGAGGAAGAAUCACGCAGCGUUGAUGUCCAGUGGCAGCGCGACGAGUAGCCCUAGUAGCACAUCAGGCGGAAUAAAACCCACGUCUCCAUCCUCGCCAACAAAGUCGAAGAGGAAGAGGUCAUUUUCUGUCGCACGGAAAAAAUUUCAAAACGCGGAAGAAUUCGCGGACCAGCUGGACCGGGAUUUUCUCACCCCAUCCCACCAGCAGAGACUCUACUCCUGCGCAAGUAGAGCUGUGGUCCCUUCUCUUGUUGACCAUGCAUGUGGUCCAGAAGUUCAUCACCUUCCAGCGCCGCCGGUUAUCCAGCGGUACUUUGCUGCCAAGGC